Messenger RNA from Triticum turgidum subsp. durum (durum wheat), 936 nucleotides. Lineage: Eukaryota; Viridiplantae; Streptophyta; Magnoliopsida; Poales; Poaceae. The record is from the annotation of a GenBank genome assembly.
AUGGCCCCAGGAAGCAGCAUUGUGAGUGUGACUGAAGUUCCUGAGUCAGAUUGUGGCGACCGUGGGCUCUCCGAGGCACUCAGUAGUAUUAGGCUUGAUGGAGAUUCUACAAGUAAGCCCUCCUGGGCUGCGUCACUUGUCAAUGUUGGUUUGUCAUCAUUGACUGGCUUGAAUGAUUUGCUCGAGUGUCCAGUGUGUACAAACUCAAUGCGCCCGCCUAUACUUCAGUGCCCAAAUGGCCACACAAUUUGCUCCAGCUGUAAGCAUAGGGUAGACAACCAUUGCCCCACUUGCCGCCAGGAGCUGGGAAAUAUCAGAUGCUUGGCUCUCGAGAAGGUGGCCGAAUCGAUUCAGCUUCCAUGCAAAUACCAAAGCCUGGGCUGCACCGAGAUCCAUCCUUACCAGAACAAACUUAAGCACGAGGAGCUCUGCAGGUUCAGGCCAUACAGCUGUCCAUAUGCAGGUUCAGAGUGCCUCAUUGCAGGUGACGUUCCGAUGCUCGUGUCUCAUCUCAUCAAUGACCACAAGGUGGAUUUGCACGAAGGCUGCACCUUUAACCACCGCUAUGUGAAGUCCAACCCUUACGAAGUGGAAAACGCAACAUGGAUGCUCACUGUUUUCAAGUGUUUCGGGCAGCACUUCUGCCUCCACUUCGAGGCGUUCCUGCUGGGGAUGUCCCCGGUGUACAUGGCGUUCCUGCGGUUCAUGGGGGAGGAGAGCGAGGCUCGGAGCUUCUGCUACAGCCUGGAGGUGGGCGGGAACGGGCGGAAGCUGACGUGGCAGGGCACGCCGCGGAGCAUCCGGGACGGGCACAAGAAGGUGCGGGACAGCUUCGACGGGCUCAUCAUCCACCGCAACAUGGCCCUCUUCUUCUCCAGCGGCACCCGGCAGGAGCUCAAGCUGCGCGUGACUGGCCGCAUCUGGAAGGAGCAGUGA